Molecule: messenger RNA, 1231 nt
Organism: Gossypium raimondii (Peruvian cotton)
Lineage: Eukaryota; Viridiplantae; Streptophyta; Magnoliopsida; Malvales; Malvaceae
Product: cytochrome c oxidase subunit 5b-1, mitochondrial
Exons: 7
Coding region: 325-879 (184 amino acids)
Biological process (GO): mitochondrial electron transport, cytochrome c to oxygen
Cellular component (GO): mitochondrial envelope
Source: RefSeq, a predicted model, not a curated record
AAAAGAAAAAAGACAUCUCUCAGUUCUCAAGUUUAGAAUAACCAAACCGAGUCGGAAGAAAGAACAAGUCAACAAAUCACCAAAAGUCAACAUUUUCCCGCUGACACUGGGCAACCGUCCCAACCCGAACGGCAGCCUCACCGGCUCACCCUCCAAAACUUCCACCAAGUUCGCACAUGUAACGAAUUUGGCACGUGCCAAACAAACAGUGAACACUGACUCCAAAAACGCAAAUCGCUUUUUUUGAUCGUCCUCAGAAAAAGACGGGGCCUGGCCUGGAAGAUAAAAAUAACCAAAGCUUAAAGAUCUUUUGAAUUCUGAGAGAUGUGGAGAAGGCUAGUGACUUCACCCUUCAAAACCCUAGCCACCGUUCCAUGCCGAUCUGCUUCUAAGACGCCAUCGCCGUCGCCGCUCCGUUUCAAGUCUCACGUUUCUCCAUUCCCUUCCGCUUAUUUCCUUACUCGCCGCUUCUCUACUGGUUCAGCGGGUACUGCUGUGAAGAAGAGGGUUGAGGAUGUAAUGCCUAUCGCCACUGGUCAUGAGCGCGAGGAGCUUCAGGCUGAGCUUGAGGGAAAGAAAAUCCUUGAAGAUGUAAACAAUCCAGUCGGUCCUUUUGGCACAAAGGAAUCUCCUGCUGUCGUUAAGUCCUACUACAACAAGAGAAUAGUUGGAUGCCCAGGAGGUGUAGGUGAGGAUGAACACGAUGUUGUCUGGUUUUGGCUGGAAAAAGGCAAACCACAUGAGUGCUCAGUUUGUUCACAGUAUUUUGUGGCAAGCCUGUCUAGAGCGUGUUUGAUCAACCAGUUCGUGCAUUUAGUAGCUUAUGUAUAUGAAUUUGGAAGUUGUGGGCCCUGGAGGUCCUCCAGAUGGACAUGGUGACAAUGAUCAUCAUUAAUUGCAACCUCCAAUUUUUCUACUGAAAUAAAGUUUUGGAGAACAUGAUGGAAUGAUGUCCAGGCAUACAAUGCACCUUCAAAUUUUCAAACAAAGGUUGUCUUGUUUUGUUUUAAUUAUUCCUUGGUUCUCAUGGGUAUUUGAGAUGGUACCCCUAAUUUUCUCCUGGUAAUUUAGACACAGGGUGGUCAUAAUUUUUAACUAUGAAUCUUAUUAGGUUAACGCUACAUGCAUUGCCAAAUAAUCCAUGGCUACCUUACCAUUCUUUCAUGAAACUUCCUGCUGUUGAGUUUUGAAGUAAUCUUCUUACUAUAUAAGAACCGUUGAUUUGAUUUCA